Talaromyces marneffei is the source of this 984-nucleotide messenger RNA. RefSeq lists its product as uncharacterized. Bases 1 to 984 code for a protein of 327 amino acids. Lineage: Eukaryota; Fungi; Ascomycota; Eurotiomycetes; Eurotiales; Trichocomaceae. Gene Ontology annotation, biological process: maturation of LSU-rRNA; maturation of 5.8S rRNA. The transcript is spliced from 2 exons. Gene Ontology annotation, cellular component: preribosome, large subunit precursor; nucleolus. The record is from RefSeq and is a predicted model, not a curated record.
AUGGCUUCAGACGAAAUUGUUUGGCAGGUUAUUAACCAGCAAUUCUGUGCUUUUAAACUCAAAACUACAAAAGGCCAAAACUUCUGCCGCAAUGAAUACAACGUCACAGGAUUAUGUAACCGCCAAAGUUGUCCAUUAGCAAAUUCUCGCUAUGCCACUGUUCGCUCGGAUCCAGAAACGGGCACCAUGUACCUCUACAUGAAGACGAUUGAACGAUCCCACAUGCCUAGCAAAUGGUGGGAGAAGAUCAAGCUAUCCUCAAACUACACAAAAGCGUUGGCCCAAGUCGAUGAGCGAUUGAUAUACUGGCCCAAAUUCCUCAUACACAAAUGCAAACAACGUCUCACGCGAUUGACGCAGGUCAAUAUUAGGAUGAAGAAACUUAUCAAGGAGGAAGAACGACUUGGGGAGAGGAUUGUGCCGAAAUUGGCACCCAAGAUUAGGAGACGCGAGGAGACGCGAGAGCGUAAGGCGGAGGCCGCCGCCAAGGUUGAGCGGGCUAUUGAGCGUGAGCUUAUUGAGAGACUUCGCAGCGGCGCUUAUGGUGAUCGACCACUCAACGUCGAGGAGGGCAUUUGGAAGAAGGUUCUUCGUGGGCUGGAGAGGCAGGGAGAGGGUGAGAGAGACGAAGAUCUUGAUGAGGGCGAGCAGUGGGAUGAGGAAGACGAGGAGGAAGAAGGUGUCGGCGAAGUCGAGUAUGUCAGUGACUUGGAUGAAGAUGAAGAGGAUCUUGAGGAUAUCGAGGAGUGGCUUGGAGGAGAUUCUGCCGAUUCGAGCGAUGACUACGAUGAUGACGAGGAUGAGGAUGAUGAUAGCGAUGACGACGAAGGCAGUGAUGAGUCGGCUGCUGAGGACAAGAAGAAGCCUGCGGCUGGUAACAAGCGCAAGCGUGCUGCACCGCCUCCUAAGCCUCGCAAGAAGGGUGCUCGUGUUGAGAUUGAGUACGAAACUGAGGGUCCUGGAAAGGAAAGCGUUCUGGCAUAA